GCACUGAUGUCGCAGCAUGUGACCUUCAGCUGGUGAGGAAAGAGUUCAAACCAGAUCAGUAACAGUGAAGGAAUAAAUAAAGGAGGACAGACGGAGACACAGAGCUCUGUGACGUCAGCAGAAACCCUCAGAGAUCCUCAGUGAAGCAACACUGACACAUGUGAAUUAGCCUCUGAUGUUUUCACUGGAGUACAGCAUGGCGACUGCAGCAUCAGAUGAUGAGAAUGAUUUGGAUCCCCCGACAUGCAGCAGCCCUGACUCUGAGCGUCCUCUCUUCAAAGAUGAACAUCAGCCCCUGAAGCACAGCAGGAGCUAUGAAUUUCUGCCACCUGACUUGUCUGAGCUGAGGGUUGUUCUGCUGGGGAACAGCUGGUCUGAAAAGAGUUCAGUGGGGAACUUCAUACUGGGAGAGACUAAGUUCAACACUGAGGAAGAACCAGACUGCUGUCUGACAGAAAGAGGACAGAUAAAGGACAAAGAAAUAGUUCUGAUCAACACUCCAGAUCUGCUGCAUCUCAACAUCUCUGAAGACAAACUGUCAGAACAUGUAGAAAAGUGUGUGAGACUCUCUGAUCCUGGACCUCAUGUGUUCCUGCUGGUUCUACAGCCUGAAGACUUCACUGAGGAACACAAAGGGAAGCUGGAUAGGAUCCUUGGAAAGUUCAGUGAUCAAUCAUUUGAUCAUUCAUUGAUACUGAUAUCAACACCCAGAAAGGAGAGUUCAGGUUUCAAAGAUGAACCAGACCAGCCCUUAAAAGACAUGAUCAGAAUGUGUAGAUACAGAUACCUGAAGCAGAAGAACCUUGAACGUCCAGAGCUGUUAACACGAUUGGGUCAAACUGCAAAGGAAAACUAUGGAGAGCAUGUGAGCUGUGAUGUGUCUGAGGAUGUAACACAAAGUUUAACUUGUGAUCAGGAAAGCCUUAAAAAACCAGAAGAAGUCUGUUAUAAAUUGGAUCCUACAAAAGCUACAGUUCCCAGAAAAACUACCUCGUCCCACCAGUCAAAGGAACUAAGGAUUGUGAUGUUUGGAAGGGAGGUCAAAAAGAAGACACUUUGCAACUUCAUCGUUGGAAGCAAACAAAUCCAACAUAAAAUAACCCCAAACAAGCAAUGUGAGGUCGCCCAUGGAGAGUGGAGAGGAAAGACUUUGAAAGUCGUGAAAACUCCCAACAUGUUCAGUCUGUCUGUGGAAGCCUUUAGAGAAGAGAUGAGAAGCUGUGUGACUCUUUCUCUCCCUGGACCAAAUGUUCUGCUGCUGUUAGUGAAGCUGUCUGAGUUCACUGAGAAGAACAGACAAACACUGAAGUUCAUCCUGAGUCUGUUUGAUCAAGAUGCCUUCAAACACUCGAUGGUCAUCAUGACACACGAGGAGAGUAAAGCAAGCCCUGCUGUCAGUCAGCUCCUUAAAGACUGUGGAGGAAGACACUACAACAUGGUUAAAAGUGACCGCCAGCUGUUAAUGGAGAAGAUUGAGAACAUUGUGCGUGAAAACAAAGAAGCCUUCCUCACCUUCACUGAAGAGCCCAUCAGAGCAAAGUCUGAACCCAUCAGAGCAGCUUUAAACCUGGUCCUGUGUGGGAGGAGAGGAGCAGGGAAGACUUCAGCAGCCAAGGCCAUUUUAGGUCAGACAGAGCUUCAUUCAGUCUCCAGCUCAUCAGAGUGUGUUAAACAUCAGGGAGAGGUGUGUGGACGUUGGGUUUCCCUGGUGGAGCUGCCUGCCUUGUAUGGAAAACCUCAGGAGGCAGUGAUGGAGGAAUCAUUCAGGUGUAUCUCCCUCUGUGAUCCUGAGGGCGUCCAUGCCUUCAUCCUGGUCCUACCUGUGCGUCCCCUCACUGAUGAAGACAAGGGAGAGUUAGAGACCAUCAGGAACACAUUCAGCUCUCGAGUCAAUGACUUCACCUUGAUCCUGUUCACUGUGGAGUCAGAUGCUACAGCGUCAGCUUUUGUUAACUUUCUAAAGCAAAACGGAGACAUCCAGGAGCUCUGUCAGAGCUGUGGAGGAAGAUAUGUUGUUCUCAACAUCAAGGACCAGCAGCAGAUCCCAGAGCUGUUGGAUGCUGUGGAAGAAAUGAAACUGAGACCCAAUCAAGAUAAAGCAUGCAGCUACACUAGAGAAACAUACGCACAUGUCCAAAUAGGAAAGAUCAUAAAACAAGACAAACACAUCAGCACACUGCAGGCUGAACUGAAGGACCUGAAAACAAAAAGCAUGGUCAGCUGUGAUGAUGAGGAGCAGAGCCCAGAGUGUCUCAGGAUUGUGCUGAUAGGGAAGACUGGCAGUGGAAAGAGUUCUUCAGGAAACACCAUCCUAGGAAGAGAUGAGUUUGAAGCUGAAUCAAGCCAAACAUCAGUCACCAAACGUUGUCAGAAAGCAGUGGGUGAGGUGGACGGUCGUGCUGUUGCUGUGGUCGACACUCCUGGUCUGUUUGACAAUAGUUUAACUCAUGAGGAAGUCACUGAGGAGAUGUCGAAAUGCAUCAGUCUUCUGGCUCCAGGACCACAUGUCUUCCUGUUGGUGUUACAAAUCGGCAGAUUUACACCAGAGGAGAAGGAGACAUUAAAACUCAUCAGGGAAGUCUUUGGGAAGAAUGCUAAGAAGUUCACCUUCAUUCUUUUAACUGGAGGAGAUAAACUGAAGCGUGAGAAGCGGACCAUUGAGCAGUACAUUGAAAAAAAAUGUGAUCAGUCAUUUAAGAAUAUGAUUGCUGACUGUGGAGGAAGAUGCCAUGUGUUUGAUAACUAUGAUGACGGCAACCGCAUGCAAGUCAGCGACCUGAUAACGAAGAUUGACACCAUGGUGAAGACAAAUGGAGGCAGCUGCUACACUAAUGAGAUCUUUAAAGAGGCCGAGGCAGCUAUAAAGAAAGAAGUGGAGAAAAUUCUAAAGGAGAAGGAAGAAGAGAUGAGGAUAGAGAGGGAGAAACUUCAAAGAAAACAUAAGGAAGAAAUGGAAGCAAUGAAAAGAAGAAUGGAAGAACAGAGAGCAGACAUUGAGAAAGAGAGAAAACUGAGAGGAAAACAACUCAAAGAAAUGGAGGAAAACAUCAACAAAGAACGUGAGGAGAGAAAGAAAGAACAGGAAAUGAGAGAAGAAGAAGACAGGAAGAGGAAACAACAGGAAGAAUUACAGCAACAAGAGUGGGAACAAAAAGUUGACGCUUUGGAGCAACAAAUAAGAUCAGAGUCAGAAUCAAAGGAAACUAUUGACAGAAAGCUGGAGGAGAGCAGAGAGGUGAUGAAAAGAGAAAGAGAACAUGAGGAGAAGAAACAAAAAGAAUGGUGGGACAGACGAAACCAAGAAAAUGAACAGAGACGACAGGAAGAGCAAACAACACUGAAAAAGCUUCAAGAUCAAUAUGAUCAGGAGAGAGAAAAGUAUGAAGAGAAAAGAAAUGAAGAGGACCGAAUCAGACAGGAGCAGGAGGAGAAGAAGCUGAAAGAGUUGGAGGAAAACUAUAAGACAAAACUGGAGGGCAUAAAGAAAAAGUACGAGGAGGAGGCCAGAAAUAAAGCUGAAGAGUUCAAUGAAUUCAGAGAGAGUAAAGAAAGGGACUUUGCAGCUAUGAUCGAAAAACACAUGAAAGAAGUCGAGGAUCUGAAGGAACAGCAGGGGAAAGACAUGCAAAAGAAGCAAGAGGAAUACGACAGGUUGAACGAUCUCUCAACCCACAAAGAAGAAAGUCUGAAAGAAGCCAUGGAUAAACUACAGGACAAACACAAACAAGAAAUGGCCGACUUGAUACUGAUACUUCUGACCCAAAAGAAAGAAAACAGGAGGAAAAUAAGGGCAAUGCAGGAAGCACACAAAAAAGAGGAGGAGAACCUUAAAAAAGAUCUUUUAGCUGAAAACAAAAGAAAAGAGAAGGAACAAAUGGAAAAACUGAGGAAAAAACAGAAACAAGAAAUGAAAGCCCUGGACAAGGAACUUUCAACCCAAACCAAAGACGCUAAGCGCGUAAGACGGGAGACGCUGUCCAUCCAACAUGAGCAACAAAUUAUUGAUCUGAAAAUGGAAUUUCUGACGCAACAGCAACAAAACCAGAAGGAACAGCUGAACAAAUUACAGAAAGAACAUGAGCAAAAAUUGGAUGAAUUCAAACAGAAACUUCUGGAAGAAAAUGAAAGAAAUGAGAAAGAAAAAAUUGAUGAACUGCAGAAGAAUCAUGAACAAGAAAUGGAGGCGCUGAAGCAAGUUAAGAGCCCGGACAAAGACGAUCAGGAGGAAGAGCUGGAUGAACUGCAGAAAAAACAUGAAAAAGAAAUGAAUGAGCUGAAAGAGAAACUUUUGGCCCCACAGGAGCAACAGUCCUGCUGCAUCGCGUGAACAAUCGUAAUUAUUUCAAUAUCACACUAAUGCCAACCUGGGUCCUGUAUUCAGAGACUUGUCACCAUCUUUGAUGCACACAGUAUAUAUACAGUUACCAUGGAUACAGAUGUUGUUGCCAUCUAUCACAAGGUUAGUGGAAGAGGUAGGCCUAGUGUUUUACGUUUUUUACCAAACUGUAACGCCGGAAUUGCGCUGGUUAUCCGCUGCGUGCUCCGCCAUCCGUCAACACCCACCGUCUGCGUUUGCUGUGUGGAGCGGUGCAGCUCCGCCGGACAGCAGG
Messenger RNA from Epinephelus moara (kelp grouper), 4610 nucleotides. RefSeq lists its product as uncharacterized. Gene Ontology annotation, molecular function: GTP binding. Bases 176 to 4327 code for a protein of 1383 amino acids. The record is from RefSeq and is a predicted model, not a curated record. The transcript has 9 exons. NCBI's taxonomy places the organism in Eukaryota, Metazoa, Chordata, Actinopteri, Perciformes, Serranidae.